Cotesia congregata is the source of this 5594-nucleotide messenger RNA. The record is from the annotation of a GenBank genome assembly. Lineage: Eukaryota; Metazoa; Arthropoda; Insecta; Hymenoptera; Braconidae.
AGACAUACUCUGGGCUGUUUUGUGUAGUCGUUAAUCCUUACAAAAGGUUACCGAUUUAUACAGAGAAAAUAAUGGAACGGUAUAAGGGUAUAAAAAGACACGAAGUACCUCCUCACGUUUUCGCCAUCACCGACACUGCCUACCGUUCUAUGUUACAAGAUCGUGAAGAUCAAUCCAUAUUAUGUACUGGUGAAUCCGGAGCUGGCAAAACAGAAAAUACAAAGAAAGUUAUUCAGUAUCUAGCUUACGUAGCUGCUUCAAAACCUAAAUCAAACGCCACCCCAAGUCCAGCAUUAAUAAUAGGGACUGGAAAUACUAUGGAGAAAUUUGCGGGUGAAUUGGAACAACAACUUCUGCAGGCGAAUCCUAUUUUGGAGGCAUUUGGUAAUGCUAAGACAGUUAAAAAUGACAAUUCUUCAAGAUUCGGUAAAUUUAUCAGAAUAAAUUUCGACGCAAGUGGUUACAUAGCCGGAGCAAAUAUCGAGACAUAUCUACUGGAAAAAUCACGAGCGAUACGUCAAGCAAAGGAAGAAAGAACGUUUCAUAUAUUUUAUCAGUUACUUGCUGGCGCGUCACCAGAACAAAAGAAAGAAUUUAUAUUGGAAGAUCCAAAACUGUAUCCAUUCCUGUCGAAUGGCGCGCUGCCAGUGCCCGGCGUUGAUGACGCAUCUGAAUUUUCAUCGACCGUUAAAUCAAUGCACAUAAUGGGUAUGACUAAUGAAGAUUUCUCAUCAAUAUUCCGUAUUGUAUCGGCUGUGAUGCUCUUCGGGUCGAUGCAAUUCCGUCAGGAGCGUAACUCUGACCAGGCAACUCUCCCAGACAACACAGUCGCUCAAAAGAUCUCUCAUCUUCUGGGACUGAGUGUUACUGAAAUGACAAAAGCCUUCCUCAAACCACGCAUCAAAGUAGGCCGUGAUUUUGUGACCAAAGCCCAGACAAAGGAACAAGUCGAGUUUGCCGUCGAAGCAAUAUCAAAGGCCUGUUACGAGCGUAUGUUCCGCUGGCUGGUCAAUCGGAUAAAUCGCUCGCUAGACCGCACCAAACGUCAGGGCGCCAGUUUCAUCGGAAUUCUCGAUAUGGCUGGAUUUGAAAUAUUCGAAUUAAAUUCUUUCGAGCAACUGUGUAUUAAUUACACUAAUGAAAAACUUCAGCAGCUUUUUAACCACACGAUGUUCAUUUUAGAGCAAGAAGAGUACCAGCGCGAAGGUAUUGAGUGGAAAUUCAUCGACUUUGGUCUCGAUUUGCAGCCAACAAUAGACUUGAUUGACAAACCAAUGGGAGUUAUGGCCCUGCUGGACGAAGAAUGUUGGUUUCCAAAAGCCACUGACAAAACUUUUGUCGAAAAGCUGGUCAGCGCUCACAGCGUUCACCCAAAAUUCAUGAAAACAGACUUCCGUGGAGUCGCUGACUUUGCGAUUAUUCAUUACGCCGGAAAAGUUGAUUACUCGGCAGCUAAAUGGUUGAUGAAGAACAUGGACCCGCUUAAUGAAAAUAUUGUAAGUUUAUUGCAAGCCUCGCAGGAUCCAUUCGUCUGUCACAUAUGGAAAGACGCAGAAAUUGUCGGUAUGGCUCAGCAAGCAUUAACUGACACGCAAUUUGGUGCGAGAACGCGUAAAGGAAUGUUCCGUACAGUGUCGCAGUUGUACAAAGAACAGUUGGCUAAACUUAUGGUCACCUUGCGCAAUACAAAUCCUAACUUUGUACGUUGUAUUAUUCCAAAUCACGAAAAACGGGCGGGUAAAAUAGACGCUCCGUUGGUGCUAGAUCAAUUAAGAUGCAAUGGUGUCCUCGAGGGAAUACGUAUUUGCCGGCAAGGAUUCCCUAAUCGUAUUCCGUUCCAAGAAUUCCGUCAGCGGUAUGAAUUACUCACGCCCAAUGUUAUUCCAAAGGGUUUCAUGGAUGGUAAAAAAGCAUGUGAGAAAAUGAUCCAAGCUUUGGAACUUGACCCAAAUUUGUACCGUGUAGGACAGUCAAAAAUUUUCUUCCGUGCUGGUGUUUUAGCGCAUCUUGAAGAAGAACGUGAUUACAAGAUAACAGAUUUAAUUGUUAACUUCCAGGCGUUCUGUCGUGGUUUCCUUGCUAGACGGAAUUACCAAAAGCGUCUUCAGCAAUUGAAUGCUAUUCGUAUUAUACAGCGUAAUUGCGCGGCUUACUUGAAACUACGUAAUUGGCAGUGGUGGCGACUCUACACCAAAGUUAAGCCACUGUUGGAGGUUACCAAGCAGGAAGAAAAAUUAACGCAAAAGGAGGAUGAAUUGAAGCAAGUUCGCGAUAAAUUGGAGAUGCAGCUAAACUCAGCGCAGGAGUAUGAACGUAAAUACCAGCAAGCAUUGGAAGAGAAAACGAUGCUUGCCGAGCAAUUGCAAGCUGAAGUUGAAUUAUGUGCAGAGGCUGAAGAAAUGCGCUUGCGAUUGGCUACACGCAAACAGGAGCUCGAAGAAAUUUUACAUGACUUGGAAGUUCGUAUUGAAGAGGAAGAAGAACGCAGCAAUGCUUUGAAUCAGGAAAAGAAAAAAUUACAGCUGAAUAUCAGUGAUUUGGAGGAACAAUUGGAAGAGGAAGAAGCGGCGCGUCAAAAAUUGCAGUUGGAAAAAGUCCAGUGUGAUGCUAAGAUUAAAAAAUUGGAAGAAGAUUUGGCUUUAUCGGAUGAUACAAAUCAAAAGUUGUUGAAAGAGAAAAAGUUGCUGGAAGAAAGAGCUAAUGACUUGUCGCAGACUUUGGCUGAGGAGGAAGAAAAAGCCAAGCAUUUAGCUAAACUUAAGGCUAAGCACGAAGCCACGAUUGCUGAUUUAGAGGAAAGAUUGUUGAAAGAUCAUCAACAGAGACAAGAAGUUGACCGCUCGAAACGAAAAGUCGAGACUGAAGUUUCUGAUCUUAAAGACCAGUUGGGCGAGAGAAAAGUCCAGGUAGAAGAACUUCAACUCCAGUUGGGAAAACGUGAAGAAGAACUUAACCAGGUGAUGCUGAAAGUUGACGAGGAAGCUGCUGCUAAAGCUCAGGCCCAAAAGGCUCUCAGAGAGUUGGAGUCACAGUUAGCAGAGCUCCAAGAGGACCUCGAGGCGGAGAAAGCUGCAAGAAGUAAAGCCGAGAAGCUUAAACGUGAUUUGAACGAGGAACUGGAGGCUCUGAAAAAUGAAUUGUUGGAUUCAUUGGAUACUACUGCGGCCCAACAGGAGUUGAGAAGCAAGCGCGAGCAGGAGUUAGCUACGCUGAAGAAAAACUUAGAGGAAGAGACUUCAGUCCACGAGGGUACUCUCUCUGACAUGCGUCACAAACACACGCAAGAACUGACAGCUAUCAAUGAACAGAUGGACGCUCUGAAGAAAGCCAAAGCUGCGCUUGAGAAGGCUAAAGGCGCUCUGGAGGCUGAAAAUGCUGACUUGGCUACUGAAUUAAGAUCUGUUAGUGCUAGUAGACAGGAAUCAGAUCGACGGCGUAAACAGGCUGAGCAGCAGCUCGUUGAACUCAAUGCUAAGCUUGCAGAAGUUGACCGUGUUAAGCAAGAGCUGGCUGAACGGGUUAUCAAACUUCAGACGGAAGCUGAGACUAUUUCCCAGCAGUUGGAGGCCUCUGAAUUGAAAGCUUCUGCAGCGGUUAAAGCUUCUGCUACUUGUGAAUCCCAGUUUACUGAAUUACAACAGCAGUUGGAGGAAGAGACGAGACAGAAAUUGGCGUUGAGCUCAAAACUCCGUGCUCUUGAGAGUGAAAAGGAGAGCUUGCAUGAUCAAUUAGAGGAAGAAGAAGAAGCUAAGCGCGCGCUUGAUAAACAAUUGGUUGCGUUGACUAUUCAGUUGGCAGAGGCUAAGAAGCGUGGAGAUGAAGAGGCUGAAGCUGCGAUAGUGCUUGAAGAGGCUAGGAAACGCUGCAUGAAAGAUCUUGAAGCUCUGCAGAGACAAGUGGAAGAGCUUCAAGCUGCUAAUGAUAAACUGGAUAAAUCAAAGAAGAAAAUUCAGGCGGAGUUAGAAGACUCGACUAUCGAACUCGAAGUCCAGAGAUCUAAAGUUAUUGAGUUGGAGAAGAAACAGAAAAACUUUGACAAAGUUUUGGCUGAAGAAAAGGCUGUUUCUGAGCAGUACGCCGAGCAACGUGAUGCUGCUGAACGAGAAGCGCGUGAGAAGGAAACUAAAGUGUUGUCUUUGACUCGUGAAUUGGAUGAGCUCAAUGAGAAAGUUGAAGAGCUUGAACGCGGACGUCGCGGUCUUCAGGCUGAACUUGAUGAGCUGGUUAAUAAUCAGGGUACUGCUGAUAAAAAUGUUCAUGAGUUGGAGAAAGCUAAGCGAGCACUUGAAUCCCAGUUGGCAGAACAGCGCUCGCAAGUCGAGGAGCUCGAGGACGAGCUUCAGUUCACUGAAGACGCUAAGUUGCGUCUGGAAGUUAACAUGCAGGCGCUGAGAACCCAAUUCGAGCGGGAUCUCCAGGCCAAAGAGGAGCAGGCUGAAGAAAAACGCAGAGGACUUGUUAAACAGUUGCGUGAUAUUGAAGCAGAGCUCGAAGAUGAGAGGAAACAACGCGCAGCUGCUAUUGCUGCUCGCAAAAAGUUGGAGGCUGAUUACAAAGACGUUGAACAGCAGCUGGAGAUGCAUAAUAAGGUUAAGGAAGACGCUUUGAAGCAGCUGAAAAAAUUGCAGGCGCAGAUUAAGGAUUGCACUAGAGAAACAGAGGAGGCGCGUGCUGCUCGUGAUGAGCUGGCGGCCAGUGCUAAAGAAACUGAGAAGAAGGUGAAGAGUCUUGAGGCUGAUUUACUCCAACUUACUGAAGAUCUGGCUAGCAGCGAACGUGCUAGACGUACGGCUGAAAACGAACGAGAUGAGCUCCAGGAAGAGGUGAAUAAUAACGCGAAUAAGGGCACGCUGAUGCUUGACGAAAAACGGCGGCUUGAGGCGAGAAUCGCGACGCUGGAAGAAGAACUCGAGGAGGAGCAAUCUAACAGCGAAAUAUUUGUUGACCGCGCGAGAAAAGGACAGAUCACGAUAGAGCAGCUGACUACUGACUUGGCGACCGAACGCUCGAGCACUCAAAAACUUGAAUCUUCAAGAAUGUUGCUUGAGAGACAGAACAAGGAGUUGAAGGCGAAACUCGCGGAACUCGAGACGGCUCAGCGUGCGAAAACCAAGGCUACUAUUCAGGCACUUGAGUCGAAGAUCAGUAAUUUGGACGAGCAGCUGGAAACAGAGGCUAAGGAACGAUUCGCUCAGCAGAAGAUUAAUAGGAAGCUCGACAAGAAGCUGAAGGAGUUGAGCUUGCAGCUUGAAGACGAGAGGAGAAACGCUGAUCAGUAUAAGGAGCAAGUCGAAAAGGCUAACGCUCGCGUCAAGACUCUCAAGAGACAGUUGGAUGAGACUGAGGAAGAGCUCAGCAGGCACAAGGUUCUAAAACGCAAGGCCCAAAGGGAAAUGGACGAAAUGAUUGAGUCACAUGAAAAUUUAUCUCGUGAAGUUGCUAAUCUUAAAAACAAACUCAGACGAGGAGGUGGAGCAACAAUUGGUUUAAGCUCAUCAAGAUUAACUAAACGUGGAAGCGUACAAACAGGUGGUUCUGGUGAUGACUCAACAACUCAGGACGAAAGCAUCGAUGGCGAAGAAAGUAUCAACUGA